AUGACCAGGGCACACCCCAACACGUUUCCCCACGAUUGUACCUACCAAGGACCAGGGCCAAUCUAUCUCCACGCCAGUGUCUUUAUCGCAGCCCUCGAUUUCGAGCUUGACUUCGCGCCAUGCGCCCCGCACCGCAAUAGAGAGCCCAUGCGACAACGGCACGACAGGAGACGACGACACAACACAACACAACACAACACAACACGAUACGAGCACGGCCCGUUGACCACCGUCAUGUAUCGUCGGUCGGACCCGCGCUGGAACCGGACGUUGCAGCACCUCAGCGAGAAUCUUGAGCACGCAAACGAGUCUGCGCAAGAGAAUCUCUACGGCUUCACGCAGCGCUAUGUAAACCCCUGCCUGGCUUCCAUGACGCACUGUGUGCAGACGUGCACCGCGCCCUGUUUGCCCCGACACAACGACCGCCGGCGCCGGCAUCGCGGCCGCUCGCGUGGCCGUGCCGAGUCCAGCUUCGACUUCUACGACGAUUGGGACGAUGAGGAGAGCGACGGACUGCUGGGCUGGGGCAGCGACAGCCUCGACCGUUUCCUCGCCAGCGCAGGCAGCUAUGGCAGUUACCCCAAUUACCCCAACUACGGCGCCACCACCACCACCACCACCCAGCCCACACGCCAGCCGGCCAUGGGCUAUUGCGCCCGCAGUCGCGACCCACGGUACAGCACUCCGCGUCGCAAGAGCACUGCCCUUCAGCGCGAGGCUGGCCAGGAUCCCACCAUCAUCCCAAGCUCCUCCUACUUUGGCUUCCUUGGCCGCCUGCCCUGGCGCAUUCGUGCCAAGGGGCUGCGCUACAAGCCCUCGGCCGCAGACCUGACAGACCAUCCUGGUGCCAUGCGCAGUGCGCGUGGUGAGGACCAGCCGCUGUUGGAGGCCAUCGACGACGAAGACGAAGAUGAGGGGGCCGACGAGGCCAAGCGCCAUCGUAGACAGCGGAGCGACACACGCACAUCCGGCCAUACGACUGACUCCCUCAGCUCGCGCGGUGACAUCUUCCCCAGCGAAGACGAGCUCGAAGACGCCGUGCCCCUGGACGACGAGUUCACUAUUGCACUCGAGCGGCGCACUACAGGGCAGUGGAAUGAGGCCAGCUCCAGCACCAGCAAGCGGCCCUCAGUUUCGCAAGUGUCGACACCGCAAGCCAUUGAGCAGGCGCAUACACUGCCAACAAUCGAACAGCAGCAAGAAGACGUGCAGUUGGGCGAGGACGCAGACAUCCGGGGCAAACACCAGAGCGCUCAGCAACCCGCACAUGGACGGGGACUGACGCCUGAACAAACUCCACGUGAACAAACGCCUUCCAGCAAGCCUAGAACAGCAGAAACAUCAUCGCCACAUCCGCAAUUCCAGAUGACCACUGUAGAUUCAACAGUCUAUCCAUUACUGCCAUCCCCCACUGGUAACAUGGCUACGCCUGCCGACGUCGAUCGGGUUCCCAGUAUUGUUGAUGCUCAAACGAUGCCUGAGAGCAGUUCCUUUUACGUGGACGAGUCAGACUAUUCGAGCAUGGUGCCCACUCCCGUCCGGCCGUCCUCUAUCAAUGAACCGGAUCAGAGCAACAUGCCUGCAUCUGCUAAUGACCAAGAUUUUGUGCCUGCAAGGCUACCGUUCUUCGGGGCAGGGUGA
Molecule: messenger RNA, 1641 nt
Organism: Plenodomus lingam JN3
Lineage: Eukaryota; Fungi; Ascomycota; Dothideomycetes; Pleosporales; Leptosphaeriaceae
Source: RefSeq, a predicted model, not a curated record